This is a messenger RNA of Necator americanus (New World hookworm), 1023 nucleotides long. RefSeq lists its product as uncharacterized. The coding region runs from base 1 to 1023 and encodes 340 amino acids. NCBI's taxonomy places the organism in Eukaryota, Metazoa, Nematoda, Chromadorea, Rhabditida, Ancylostomatidae. The record is from RefSeq and is a predicted model, not a curated record. The transcript has 2 exons.
AUGAGUCAAAACCAUUUGGCGCUUAGUGCUCCACUCAUUAAUGGCGGGAUACCAUUAUUAUUAUUAUUAUUAUUAUUAUUAUUAUUAUUAUUAUUAUUAUUAUUAUUAUUAUUAUUAUUAUUAUUAUUAUUAUUAUUAUUAUUAUUAUUAUUAUUAUUAUUAUUAUUAUUAUUAUUAUUAUUAUUAUUAUUAUUAUUAUUAUUAUUAUUAUUAUUAUUAUUAUUAUUAUUAUUAUUAUUAUUAUUAUUAUUAUUAUUAUUAUUAUUAUUAUUAUUAUUAUUAUUAUUAUUAUUAUUAUUAUUAUUAUUAUUAUUAUUAUUAUUAUUAUUAUUAUUAUUAUUAUUAUUAUUAUUAUUAUUAUUAUUAUUAUUAUUAUUAUUAUUAUUAUUAUUAUUAUUAUUAUUAUUAUUAUUAUUAUUAUUAUUAUUAUUAUUAUUAUUAUUAUUAUUAUUAUUAUUAUUAUUAUUAUUAUUAUUAUUAUUAUUAUUAUUAUUAUUAUUAUUAUUAUUAUUAUUAUUAUUAUUAUUAUUAUUAUUAUUAUUAUUAUUAUUAUUAUUAUUAUUAUUAUUAUUAUUAUUAUUAUUAUUAUUAUUAUUAUUAUUAUUAUUAUUAUUAUUAUUAUUAUUAUUAUUAUUAUUAUUAUUAUUAUUAUUAUUAUUAUUAUUAUUAUUAUUAUUAUUAUUAUUAUUAUUAUUAUUAUUAUUAUUAUUAUUAUUAUUAUUAUUAUUAUUAUUAUUAUUAUUAUUAUUAUUAUUAUUAUUAUUAUUAUUAUUAUUAUUAUUAUUAUUAUUAUUAUUAUUAUUAUUAUUAUUAUUAUUAUUAUUAUUAUUAUUAUUAUUAUUAUUAUUAUUAUUAUUAUUAUUAUUAUUAUUAUUAUUAUUAUUAUUAUUAUUAUUAUUAUUAUUAUUAUUAUUAUUAUUAUUAUUAUUAUUAUUAUUAUUAUUAUUAUUAUUAUUAUUAUUAUUAUUAUUAUUAUUAUUAUUAUUAUUAUUAUUAUUAUUAUUAUUAAUACUAUUGCUAUAA